CUUGCGCAAGUCUCAUGUGAACUUGUUCCCCCCAAGCCAAAUCGGCCGACAGAAGGUAUACUUUUCUUUAAUCUUGAGCUCUCACCGAUGGCUGCACCUGGUUUCGAGCCUGGCAGGCAAUCUGAGUUACUGGUGAAACUGAACAGACUAAUAGAGCGAUGCCUGAGAAAUUCUAAAUGUAUAGAUACUGAAUCGCUCUGUGUUGUUGCUGGUGAAAAGGUUUGGCAAAUUCGCCUGGACCUGCACCUGUUAAAUCACGAUGGUAACAUUGUUGAUGCUGCUAGCAUAGCAGGAAUUGUAGCUCUGUGUCAUUUUCGCAGACCAGAUGUGUCUGUGCAAGGAGAGGAAGUGACUGUGUACACUCCUGAGGAACGUGAUCCUGUCCCCUUGAGCAUCCACCACAUGCCAAUUUGUGUCAGUUUUGCCUUCUUCCAGCAAGGGACCUAUUUAUUGGUGGAUCCAAGUGAACGGGAGGAACGUGUAAUGGAUGGCCUCCUUGUGAUUGCCAUGAAUAAACAUCGUGAAAUUUGUACCAUCCAGUCCAGUGGAGGUGUCAUGCUAGUACAGGAUCAGGUUCUCAGAUGCAGUAAAAUAACAGCUGUUAAGGUUACAGAAAUAACAGAACUCAUUCAAAAAGCCUUGGAGAACGACCAGAAAGUUAGGAAAGAAGGUGGGAAGUUUGGCUUUGCAGAAUCUAUACCGAAUCAAAAGAUCACUGCCUUCAAAAUGGAAAGCGCUGCUGUUGAUACCAACAAUGUGGAAGAACAAGCAGAAGCAAUCAUCACGAAAGCUGACCCUCCUUCAGAAGUUUUCACUAAACCAAUACUGCACACUCCUGGGACAGCCCAAAUUGGAGAAGGGAUAGAGAACUCCUGGGGAGACCUUGAAGAUUCUGAGAAGGAGGAAGUGGUUGAAGAGGAAGGUGAAAGUGAGGUGACUGCGUUGGAAUGUCAGAAAAUGGAAACUGUGGAUACAGCUACCAUAAAGGAAACUAAGAAGGAUGAACCUAUUGUGCUGUCUGACAGUGAAGAGGAGGAAGUUGUCAUUCUGGAGCCACAGGAAGUACCAAGGAAAACAAGAACACAGAACAACUCAAACCAAGGAACUACAACUAAGAAAGCAUUUAACAAGAGGAGGAGAAAGAAGAGAGCUACUCGCUAA
Molecule: messenger RNA, 1161 nt
Organism: Mesitornis unicolor (brown roatelo)
Lineage: Eukaryota; Metazoa; Chordata; Aves; Mesitornithiformes; Mesitornithidae
Gene: EXOSC9
Product: exosome component 9
Exons: 10
Coding region: 88-1161 (357 amino acids)
Biological process (GO): nuclear mRNA surveillance; nuclear polyadenylation-dependent rRNA catabolic process; nuclear polyadenylation-dependent mRNA catabolic process
Cellular component (GO): cytoplasmic exosome (RNase complex); nuclear exosome (RNase complex)
Source: RefSeq, a predicted model, not a curated record